Molecule: messenger RNA, 921 nt
Organism: Aspergillus glaucus CBS 516.65
Lineage: Eukaryota; Fungi; Ascomycota; Eurotiomycetes; Eurotiales; Aspergillaceae
Exons: 1
Biological process (GO): methylation
Molecular function (GO): methyltransferase activity
Source: RefSeq, a predicted model, not a curated record
CGAAGAAGAGCAGCGGCCAAUCCGAAUCAGAAAGAGGGCUUCUACGAAAUGACGCUGCAGAUAGGAGACGGUUUGGCAUCGAUGACGGGGGUAUUCAAUUUGGAAUCUGCUUGCCCCCAGGUCCUUGACCUAUGUAUGGCACCUGGUGGCUUUACUGCGACAGCCAAAAAAUAUCUUCCAACAUCACUUAUCAAUGCUGUUACGCUUCCUCCUCAAAUCGGUGGCUAUGAAGUUAUGGCCAAAGAAAUCUGCCAGCAAAUUACCUAUGCCGAUAUCACCAUGUACUCAAGUGAAAUGGAUUUUGAGGAAGAGAUUCCAGCUGGACAUCCUGAUUCCAAGAAAUUUGAAAUAUGCCGGCCGUAUCUUGGAAAGCAGUACGACCUAGUGAUUUGUGGAGGCGCCGUGGGUAAAAGUCAUCCGAGGGAGUGGUACCGCAACGACUGUGAGGGACCGCGUUUAACAGUUUCACAAUUAGUCUUCGCAAUGAACCGUCUCAAAAACGGGGGGUCACUAGUCUUGCUUCUUCACCGCGUCGAGAGCUGCUGGGACACGGUAUGCAUACUCCACGCUUUCAGUGAAUUUUCUGAUAUACAACUUUACAAACAUCCCAAGUUCCAUGCUAUUACAUCGACAUUCUACCUGGUGGCGAAAAACGUUGACUUGGAAAACGAGGCAGCGAGAGCAUCGCUGUCCUAUUGGAAAUGCCUCUGGAAAUACCUGACUUUUAAAGACUUUGGGAACAUUUCACCACCUCGCUCGAGCCUUUAUGAGUCUACUGAUGCUUUUGUUCGAAAAUUACGAGAUGAAUUCGGGCCUCGGUUUAUCAAGAUUGCCCAGCCAAUAUGGGAAAUACAGGCCAAAACACUCCGGAGAGCACCCUUUACAAAACAUCUGGAAGCUUCAAGACGGCAUAAUCAUUGA